This is a messenger RNA of Cuscuta campestris, 1114 nucleotides long. The record is from the annotation of a GenBank genome assembly. NCBI's taxonomy places the organism in Eukaryota, Viridiplantae, Streptophyta, Magnoliopsida, Solanales, Convolvulaceae.
GUGUUGAUUCAAGUCGCACUUUCGUACUUGGUAAAAGACGAAAGAACAAACGAAAUGUCUAUGACUCGUUGAUACGUUACCAACGUGCACAUCGAUUCGCAAGAAUAAUGAAACGAAGGAUUUAUAUGCGCCGCAAGGCUGCGUGGGAACGAGAUGACCCAGAAGAGACGUUCAGCGUAGACUCUACCAGUAGCCUGCUUCGCAAGGAAGCCUACGAGUGGUGGAAGAGGACUGAUGAGAGUGCAGGAACCCCUAAGCCAUGGACAUGGGCACAUUUCGAAUGGGCAUUCAAACAAGAAUAUAUUCCAAAACGUUUUAGCGAAGAAAGACGUAAGGAAUUUGUCGAAUUGCAACAGGGAGACAUGACACUCCCCGAGUAUCGUCAGAAGUUUACCAGUCUUGCUAAGUUUGCACCAACCUUGGUGAGUACCCCAACCAAUUGCAUCGAGGAAUUCAGGAAGAAGCUUCGACCUGACCUUAGGUCGCGUGUGUCCGUUCUAACCACCAUGGAUUUCGCGGAGGCCUAUGAUCUCAUAGCCAGGGCAGACAGCGACUUGAGUGCUUGCAUUGAGUAUCUGAAGACAAAUAAUGUCAGUUCAAGCACUCACCGUUCCAUCAACUCUAUCUCAAAAGGAAAAAGGCCCUUCCAGGAAUCUAGCAAUUCCCACUUCUCAAAGAAAGGGAAAUCGUUGCAGACGCACUCUGUGGCAUCGGAAAACAAAUCAAAAGGGUGGAAACACCCAUUGUGCGAUACAUGUGGGAGACAUCAUCCAGGCAAGUGUUGGCUUGCCCAAGAAUUAUGUCUAGGUUGCGGCAAACCUGGACAUUUUCGAAGGGAUUGCCCCACUAAUCCUGGCAAACCAUUUCCGAUAGCCCUAGUUGUCAGCCAAAGAAAAAGGGCUAUUGGGAAGAUAUAUGGUGGACAGAGGGAGUAAAUAUAUAAUCACGUGACGACAAAACUUCAAAUUGUUGUACCAAAUCAAAUGAGCAUGGAUCCAAUUUCAAUGGCUUCUAUAAUUUGUCACGGUAUAAAUUCAAGCCGAGUAACAUUAUUUGUUCAUUUAAUACUAAUGAAAUGUGCCCUAAUCAAUACUAAUAAGGCACCUUUUAAAUU